This is a messenger RNA of Eimeria tenella, 723 nucleotides long. RefSeq lists its product as uncharacterized. The transcript has a single exon. Lineage: Eukaryota; Apicomplexa; Conoidasida; Eucoccidiorida; Eimeriidae. The record is from RefSeq and is a predicted model, not a curated record. Bases 1 to 723 code for a protein of 240 amino acids.
AUGGGGCUUGGGGGGCCCCCAAAGGGCCCAGGGGGCUCCUGUGGGGGCCCCUCGGGGGACCCCUUGGGGCCCCCUGGGGAGGCCCUUCAGCAAGAGGGGCCCCGGGGUCCCUCAGCGGGAGGCCCCGCGGCACAGGGGGCCCCGUCACCAGCCCAGGCUGAAGGAGAGGGUUAUGCAGAAUAUUUGGGAGGGGAGCCCCCGGGGCCUCCUGAGAGGGGAAGGGUACUGGGAGAGGGGCCCCCUAGGGGGGUCCCCCAGGGGGAUCCCUGGGAACCCGCCAAGGGGACCCCUGGGGGCCCCCGCGUGGGCUUUGUGUUUUGUUCUGCAGCGCUGUUGCCGCUGCUGAUUGAGGCCCUGCAGCAGGUGCACGCAGUGGAAGCCCCAAAGGCAGCAGCAGCAGCAGCUGCUGCUGCUGAUGCUGCUGCAGGGAAGAAGGCGCACUACCGCACGUCUAUGUUCGCUGAUUUGCAUCGGUCGCCCCCGUGCCUGCUGCCUUUGCUGCUGCUGCGGUUCGUGCUGCUGCCUGCUGCUGCUGCUUAUGGCAUUUCUGCUGCUGUUGCUGCUCUUUCCUCUUGGGCCCGGGGCUACCUCCACAGAGGCGAACCCCCAGCAGCGGCAGCAGCAGAGCUGCAUGUGCCCAUAGAUGGGGAUUUGCUGCCUCAGAGGCGCCAGAGGCCCCGCAGGGGGCCCCCCGAGGGGGGGCCCCCAAGGGGCCCCCUUUAG